Dryobates pubescens (Downy woodpecker) is the source of this 1366-nucleotide messenger RNA. RefSeq names its product eukaryotic translation initiation factor 2 subunit alpha (gene EIF2S1). NCBI's taxonomy places the organism in Eukaryota, Metazoa, Chordata, Aves, Piciformes, Picidae. The record is from RefSeq and is a predicted model, not a curated record. The transcript has 7 exons. Bases 2 to 949 code for a protein of 315 amino acids. Gene Ontology annotation, cellular component: eukaryotic 48S preinitiation complex; eukaryotic translation initiation factor 2 complex; eukaryotic translation initiation factor 2B complex. Gene Ontology annotation, molecular function: translation initiation factor activity; ribosome binding; RNA binding.
AAUGCCAGGACUAAGCUGUAGAUUCUACCAACAUAAAUUUCCAGAGGUGGAAGAUGUAGUGAUGGUCAAUGUUCGGUCCAUUGCUGAAAUGGGAGCCUAUGUCAGCCUGCUGGAGUACAACAACAUUGAAGGCAUGAUCCUUCUCAGUGAGCUGUCCAGAAGACGUAUCCGUUCCAUAAACAAACUCAUCCGCAUCGGCAGGAACGAAUGCGUCGUGGUCAUAAGAGUUGACAAAGAGAAAGGUUAUAUUGACUUGUCAAAAAGAAGAGUUUCUCCAGAGGAGGCAAUCAAAUGUGAAGACAAAUUCACAAAAUCAAAGACUGUUUACAGCAUCCUUCGCCAUGUUGCUGAAGUCCUGGAAUACACUAAGGAUGAGCAACUUGAGAGUCUCUUCCAGAGAACUGCCUGGGUGUUUGAUGACAAGUACAAGAGACCAGGAUAUGGUGCUUAUGAUGCAUUCAAGCAUGCAGUCUCAGACCCUGCAAUCCUGGAUAGCCUGGAUCUGACAGAGGAGGAGAGGCGUGUGUUGAUUGACAACAUUAACAGACGUCUGACACCGCAGGCUGUCAAAAUCCGGGCUGAUAUUGAGGUGGCCUGUUAUGGUUAUGAAGGCAUAGAUGCAGUGAAAGAAGCUUUGAGAGCAGGCUUGAACUGUUCCACAGAAAACAUGCCCAUUAAAAUUAAUCUGAUUGCCCCUCCUCGUUAUGUGAUGACUACUACAACACUGGAGAGAACUGAAGGACUGUCUGUUCUGAAUCAAGCCAUGGCUGUUAUUAAAGAAAAAAUUGAGGAGAAGAGAGGAGUCUUUAAUGUGCAGAUGGAGCCUAAGGUGGUUACUGACACAGAUGAAACUGAGCUUGCAAGGCAGUUGGAAAGACUGGAGAGGGAAAACGCUGAAGUGGAUGGGGAUGAUGAUGCCGAAGAAAUGGAAGCAAAAACUGAAGACUAAAUGCUCUGGGAUGUUUAGAAGAGAGACCAUAUGAAAAAUUAGAGACCCCAUUACAACACUCUGGACUAAAUGUUUCCAGUAUUGAAAACUUCAAAUGCAAAUACUUGAAGUGUUUUACUAGUCUAAAAAGACCAAAAUGUAAAGGCUCUUCUAAAUAACAGUUGAUGCAGCAAUUUACACCAAUCGAAUCUUUGGAAAAGGAAGGUGCCUAGUAAAAUUCCAGACACAGACCUGGCCAGAAGGAGGCUGCAACCCCGUGCUUAACAUUUUCAUACAAAAUACAUAACUCCUAGUUGGUGAUUACAGCUCAAUGCAUCUGUUAAUGAUCUUUCCUGAGAGCACCAAACAAUGUAUUUGAGCCAAUAUUCAAUAAAUUCCUGGGCUGUGUAAUGCCAAGAUUUUUUUUUCCCCCCCCUC